Molecule: messenger RNA, 1698 nt
Organism: Lactuca virosa
Lineage: Eukaryota; Viridiplantae; Streptophyta; Magnoliopsida; Asterales; Asteraceae
Source: the annotation of a GenBank genome assembly
GUAGGAAGAACGAUUUGUAGUUUUGUACGCAGAACAAAAUCCUCUUUCGUCACUCUUUCUGUAAUUCCAUAUAUCGCCCUCCCCAAUCCCUGGCGUAUGACUUUCUAUUUCAAUGCAGUUUGGGAUUAAAAUUAAAAAAAUUAGGGCACGAAAUCGACUACUUACCAUCGGUUGUAACGCAACGAAUGAGAUGUAAUUGCCCUAUUCUGCACGAAUAACGUUUUCGAAGGAUUAAAGUUCGUUUUCUCAUAGUUAAAAAGAUUAUAGGGUUUGGUUUUGCUGUUCGCGGAAAAACGCAUGAAGGGUCCGUUAGAUCGGACGAAAGUUGUGCUUCGGCACUUGCCGCAUACGAUUUCCCAGUCGGCGCUCAUGGAGCAAAUUGACGCCCGUUUUUCCGGUCGCUAUAAUUGGUUCAGUUUCCGUUCCGGAAAGCAAAGCCUGAAGUGUCAAUCAUAUUCCAGAGCCUAUAUUGACUUUAAGAGGCCAGAGGAUGUCAUUGAGUUUGCAGAGUUCUAUGAUGGGCAUGUUUUUGUUAACGAGAAGGGUACCCAAUUUAAAACAAUAGUUGAGUAUGCACCUUCACAGCGUGUUCCAAAGCAAUGGUCUAAAAAGGAUGGGCGUGAAGGGACCAUAGGGAAAGAUCCUGAAUAUCUUGAAUUCCUUGAAUCUGUUUCAAAGCCUGUUGAGAAUCUUCCAAGUGCAGAGAUACAGUUGGAGAGAAAAGAAGCUGAACGAGCUGGUGCUGCUAAAGAGGCUCCUAUAGUCACACCAUUAAUGGAUUUUGUUCGCCAGAAAAGAGCUGCCAAGGGUGGACCCCGGAGGUCUUUGCCUAAUGGGAAAUUAAUGAGAAGGAAUGGUGCAUCAUCUUUAAGUUCAAAUUCUACUGUAGUGAAACGUGGUUCUGAAAAGAGAAGUUCUACCAUGUAUGUCCUAAGGGAAGGUGGAAAGAGCACAAAUGGGAAAGAAAAGUCAACUUAUGUUAAACGAGCUGAACGUCAGGCUUCUGAAAAGUCUCCUAAUUCAUCCACUCAAUCUGGAAGUGUAGUACUGGAUGAAGAAAAGGGUUCCUUUGGAGCCUCUGAUACUGGGAAGAAGAAAAUUUUGCUGUUAAAAGGAAAAGAAAAGGAAAUUCCCAAUGUCACCACUGGCGUGACACCUCAGCAGAAACUUUUAUAUGGUUCUGGUGGUGGCAGACAGAAUCAACGACAGGAGGCGAGUGGAAGGAUCAUAAGAAGCAUACUUCUGAAAGAUUCAAGACAAAAUCAAUCUGAACAGAAUCAGAGUCUGAAUCAAGAUAAGGAUAAAAAACCACCUAGGCCACAAAAUGUGGGCCCACUUUCAAAGGAUUCAAAUGGUUUACAAGAUGAUAAACUUCAAGAUGGAUUUUAUGGUCACAUGCGAGUGAUGAGUCUUUGUCAUCUUCCACUUCUCAAUCCACACAACUGCUACCGGAUAGUGCAGAAGGCUCCUCCUAUAAACACAGUGGUAAUCGCCGGACAUCUUCACAUAAUGCUAAUAAGGACGCAGAUGUCUUUUCAAAUUCAAACGAGGGAAAACCUCCAAAAAGAGGUGUUUCGUCUGGCUAUGAGAAGCGAGUGUGGGUUCAAAAGCCAAGUUCUGGCUCUUAGGUGUGUCACUAAAGUAAUGGAUUUAAAACCUGCUUGCACCCGGGAAAAUAUUCUUUCAAUCAACCAGUAA